AAGAUGGCGUUAUCCCCUCCUACCGACCAUCAGCCAGUAGCGGCAAAGAAUCUCAUCUUGUACAUACCUACAGCCUCCUGAGCACCACCUAUUUUCAAAACCAAUUAUCACUUUAGCGCUACCUUGCCACUUCAGAUGAGAUCUCGCCUUUGCCGCCAGCUUUCACCGUCUACGACUGUCAUAAAUAUUUUUUAUAAUGAGAAUCUAAUCAUCAUGGAAACAAUUGAUGACAUAUCAAGCACGUGUGACAAUGAUUCUGGGAUUGAAAAAAGUUUAUUCAAACGGAAAAACAGCUUUGAUUGCGAAACAGAAACCGAGUACGACAGUGAAAAUGAAACUAUUGAUGUGAUUUGUGAAAACAGUGUUAGCAUAAUCGGCAGAAAUUGUGACAAAAAUGUACCAAGUUCUUAUGGUGCAGAUAGAAAUUACUUAUGCGAAAGUCGCGUAAUAUUUCCUACUAAAUUUAAUGUAAGAAAUAUUUGUGAUAAUGAUACAACAGACAAUGUUAUACGACAUUCAGUAAACAAUGCCAUAAAUAGUAGAAGUAAAACAUUUUUAAUUGACAAUAUAUUAGGUAACGAUAAAAACACUUCUCAAAUAAUUAACCGGACUAAUACAGACAGUGAUAAUUUUGAAGAAACAGCUGCUGAUGAGCAUAACGUGUCAUCUACGUCGACGUGCCCGGAGCUGAGCGCGCUGAACGAGGCAGGCCUCCUCGCUGGACAUGCGUAUGCGCACUGGCUCGCGUCGCAUCAACCAUCCUCCACGUUUUAUGAUGACAAAAACAAUAGAAGACCACGGCGAGCAGGACCCGAGCGCAAACCGAGACAAGCAUACAGUGCGAAACAACUGGAGAGGUUAGAAGCAGAAUUUAAAUUAGACAAAUAUUUGAGCGUUUCUAAAAGAAUGGAACUAUCAAAAGCGUUGGGCCUUACGGAAGUGCAAAUAAAAACUUGGUUUCAAAAUCGCAGGACGAAAUGGAAGAAGCAAUUGACGUCACGGUUGAAAAUAGCGCAGAGGCAGGGAUUAUUUCCUGGGCAAAUCUUCGGACACGCCCCACAAGCGUAUUCUCUUUUAAACCCGUACGCCUAUGCUCCUCUCAGCUGUGUAUUUUCGCCUGUUACAUUACCAUCUUCGCCACCCUGAGAUGAUUCAUAGGUGCUGUUAAAAACAUUGGAUCGAUUCAUUUUUGUAUUAUGACAAAAAACUUCAAUGACUAUAAUUGAAUUUCGUCAACCGCCAAUCGAAUGCUUCGUAACAUUACCAACUAAAAUUAAUUACUCUAUUAAAGUGUCAAUAUAGGGCAGAAAAAUAUAUAGAUAUAUAAAUUAUAAGUAGGACAUGUGCCAGAUCCUAAUUAUUUAUAUUAACAUAGGUACAGAUACAUGUUAUUGUGGAUUUGUUAAUGACUUGACUCUACAAGAAUAAUUAUGAUAAUUAUUUGUAAUCGCGAAGCCUCCAGCAUUUGUUUACUCAGUGUAGAUUGUUAAUUAUUUGCAAUUCAGACAUAGGUAUGUUGGAAGCAGUGGUGGUUGAAUGCUUUAGACGCCCGCCUGUGAACCGAAAGUUCCCAGGUUCGAAUCCUCUCGUGCCACAGGGGUUUGUAUAUCAAUCUGACUCGUGUAAUAGUAGUUUUCAUUGACCACCACUUGCUUCUGGUAAAGGAAAAAACGUGAGAAAACCUGCACUUUGGUUGAUUAUCAACGUGUGUGUGAAAUAGAGAAGGCAAUGGCAAAACACUUCGUUAAUAGUACCAAGAAAGUGGUUGUGUGUGUUUAAUUCCACGUAUUGACCACAAACGCCAGCCAUGAGGAAUACGACUAUAAAGAAGACGUAAGUUGUAUGAAAAUACACUUAUGGCAUGUAGAAUAAAUAGUACCUAUGUGCUACAUACUAUUUUUAUUUUAUCCCCAACCUAUCUUACUUUAUUGCGUGUAAAAUUCCGUUGCGGGUAUCUCAUUUUUUUAAAUUAUACAAAAACCCAACAUUUUCAUAACGAAUUAUAAAAUAAUUUCCAAAAUUAUUUUGUAAAACUAUUUCCUGAAUGUAAAGUAAAAGUGUAAACAUCACCAUUCAUAUUCCUUUUUUAAACUCGUUAACUAUUUUAAUUACUGUGUGAAGUGUACUUAUUUAGCUAUGGAUUGCUUAAGUCGCUACUUUUAUCACCUGCACGUCCCAAAUCGAGGUGUCAGUAUUCGUCAUUGUUUAUGGAAUGACGAAGAGAUUACUACUAACUUCUUAAUCUUCAAGAUUAAUACUUUUUCAACAUUUCACAAUACGAACUCAUUGCGCUGAAUUUAUUUUAGGUUAAUUAAAAGAUGUACAGAUGUAGAUAAUAAAUUCAUCAAACUUAAUAAAAUUGGCAUUAUUUACAUAUUGUAGUAGGUAUUUAGACUUGUAGUAGAUCGGAAAAUAAAAUAUGAUAAAUUACCGAAUCUUAAAAAAAUAACAGAUUUUAUAUCAGUAAUAAAUAAUUUGAGUAUUUUUAAAAAUAUUGUAAGGAAGAGUAAAUUACGUAUUU
Messenger RNA from Plodia interpunctella (Indianmeal moth), 2521 nucleotides. Its product is annotated as barH-like 2 homeobox protein. NCBI's taxonomy places the organism in Eukaryota, Metazoa, Arthropoda, Insecta, Lepidoptera, Pyralidae. Bases 136 to 1146 code for a protein of 336 amino acids. Gene Ontology annotation, molecular function: DNA binding; DNA-binding transcription factor activity, RNA polymerase II-specific. The record is from RefSeq and is a predicted model, not a curated record. Gene Ontology annotation, biological process: regulation of DNA-templated transcription. The transcript has 3 exons.